CUUACAAACACUAAUGUUAUAGUUAUGUGCUUCUCGUUCAAUUGGCCAGAUUCAUUGGAGAAUGUUAAAGUUAUUUGGUUACCAGAGGUGAAACAUUUCUGCCCAAAUGUUCCCAUUAUUUUGGUUGGCAACAAACGCGACUUGCGCAACGAUCCGAAAACUAUCGAGAACCUGUCUCUGCAAAGGCAGCAACCCGUCAAAAAAAAAGAGCGAAUGGAAAUGGCCGAAAGCUCCACCAAAUCAAAGGAGGGAAUUCGCGAAGAUUUCGAAGCAGCCACCAGAGCAUCGUUGCAGGUCGAUGAAACUAGGAAGCGAAUGAAAAGAUCAAUUUUUACUUUUGAUUCAAAUACCUUAAAAUUGAACUAAAUUUCAAGAUUAUAUAUCAAUUA
This is a messenger RNA of Drosophila grimshawi, 389 nucleotides long. RefSeq names its product ras-like GTP-binding protein Rho1. NCBI's taxonomy places the organism in Eukaryota, Metazoa, Arthropoda, Insecta, Diptera, Drosophilidae. Gene Ontology annotation, molecular function: GTP binding; GTPase activity. Gene Ontology annotation, biological process: small GTPase-mediated signal transduction. The transcript has 2 exons. Bases 25 to 366 code for a protein of 113 amino acids. The record is from RefSeq and is a predicted model, not a curated record.